Molecule: messenger RNA, 3131 nt
Organism: Anolis carolinensis (green anole)
Lineage: Eukaryota; Metazoa; Chordata; Lepidosauria; Squamata; Anolidae
Gene: krit1
Product: KRIT1 ankyrin repeat containing
Exons: 17
Coding region: 156-2366 (736 amino acids)
Biological process (GO): negative regulation of angiogenesis; cell redox homeostasis; regulation of establishment of cell polarity
Cellular component (GO): cytoskeleton; plasma membrane
Molecular function (GO): protein binding
Source: RefSeq, a predicted model, not a curated record
GCCCAGGCCUCCGACCUGGAAGUUCCUCCGCAGCCGCGCCGGAAACGGAUCUGCCGCCUCAGUCGCCGGCUGAAGGGGCGGGGAAGUGAAGUGGAGUGUGGAGGAUGCUGCCCUGUCAGGAGGAAAAGGCUUCUGCGCCGAAAUAUUGGUGAAUCAUGGAAAACCCAGAGACUGUAACAGAAGCUUAUGUGGCUGUAAUCCGUCCAAAGAAUACUGCAAGCCUGAAUUCUCGUGAAUAUCGUGCUAAAUCAUAUGAGAUUUUGUUGCUUGAAAUUCCCAUUGAAGGGCAUAAGAAAAAGAGAAAGAAAAAGUUACUGGAAACUAAACUUCAAGGAAGUUGUGAUGUAACCCAAAGCAUCUUGGAUUUUAUACUGGAAACCACCCAACCAAUUUCACCAGGAAAUCAAGGUAUUAAAGGAAAACGGGUUCUGUUAAUGAAGACAUUUCCUCUUGAUGGUGAGAAGGCAGGAAAGGAUGCAUCCUUUUUUGUUGUGCCAACAGUAGUAAAAGAUAAUACAAAGUAUACCUACAGUCCUGGGUGCCCAAUUUUCUAUUGCUUACAAGAUAUCAUGAGGGUUUGCAGUGAAUCCAGCUCUCAUUUUGCUACACUAACAGCUAGAAUGUUACUUUAUUUGGAUAAAUGGUUGGAAGAAAGACAUUCCCAGUCACAUUCAAUCCCAGCUUUAUUCCGACCCUCUCCCUUAGAGCGGAUUAAAACAAAUGUCACUAACCCUGCAUAUGCAGUUGAGCCUGGGCAGACAGAGAGCUCUCUCCACAUGGGAUACACUGCACUAGAAAUCAAAAGUAAAAUGCUAGCACUCGAGAAGGCAGAUGUCUGUAUCUACAACCCUUUAUUUGGGUCUGAUCUUCAGUAUACCAACAGGGUGGACAAAGUGGUUAUAAAUCCAUACUUUGGACUUGGAGCCCCAGACUACUCCAAAAUACAGAUUCCGAAACGUGAAAAGUGGCAACGCAGCAUGAGCAGUGUCAUGGAAGACAAGGAACGUCAGUGGGUGGACGAUUUUCCUCUUCAUCGUAGUGCUUGUGAAGGAGAUUCUGAAUUAUUGAGCCAGCUUCUAGAUGAAAACCUUUCAGUAAACCAGCUGGACAGUGAUCAUUGGGCACCUAUUCAUUAUGCAUGCUGGUAUGGGAAGGUUGAAGCCACACGAAUGCUGUUAGAAAAAGGAAAGUGCAAUCCAAAUUUACUGAAUGGACAGCUCAGCUCUCCUCUUCAUUUUGCAGCUGGAGGGGGGCAUGCUGACAUUGUUGAGAUUCUCCUAAACCAUCCAGAGAUCGACAGACACAUUACUGAUCAACAAGGAAGAACGCCACUAAAUGUCUGCGAGGAAAACAAACAAAAUGAGUGGGAGAAAGCAGCUAAUUUGCUGAAAGAAGCCCUAAAUAAACAAUAUGAAAAAGUUCGAAUUUAUCGAAUGGAUGGGUCAUACCGCUCUGUGGAACUGAAACAUGGAAACAACACGACUGUGCAACAAAUAAUGGAAGGAAUGCGUCUUUCCCAAGAAACACAGCAGUACUUCACUAUUUGGAUCUGUUCUGAAAACCUUAGUCUCCAGCUGAAGCCAUAUCAUAAACCUCUGCAGCAUGUUCGUGACUGGCCUGACAUACUCACUGAAUUGACAAAUUUGGAUCCUCAAAGAGAAACUCCUCAGCUUUUUCUGAGGAGAGAUGUGAGACUACCUCUAGAGGUUGAAAAAAAGAUUGAAGAUCCACUAGCUAUUCUUAUCUUGUUUGAUGAGGCGAGAUACAAUUUGCUUAAGGGUUUCUACACCUCACCUGAUGCCAAGCUGAUAACACUUGCAAGUCUGCUACUGCAAAUCGUGUAUGGAAAUUAUGAAAGUAAAAAACACAAGCAGGGCUUCCUAAAUGAGGAAAAUUUAAAAUCUAUAGUACCAAUCACCAAGUUAAAAAGUAAAGCACCCCACUGGACAAAUAGAAUACUUCAUGAGUACAAGAGUCUGAGUACUAGUGAAGGUGUGAGCAAAGAGAUGCAUCACCUGCAGCGCAUGUUUUUGCAGAACUGCUGGGAGCUUCCUACCUAUGGAGCUGCUUUUUUCACAGGACAAGUAUUCACAAAGGCAAGCUCAAGCAAUCAUAAAGUCAUCAGAGUGUACGUAGGCGUAAAUAUAAAAGGAUUGCAUCUUCUCAACAUGGAAACAAAGGCAUUGCUCAUAAGUUUAAAAUACGGUUGCUUUAUGUGGCAGUUGGGAGAUGGAGAUGCUUGUUUUCAAAUACAUAGUUUGGAAAACAAAAUGAGCUUUAUAGUCCAUACCAAACAGGCAGGUCUCGUUGUAAAACUGCUGAUGAAAUUAAGCAGUCAACUGAUGCCUAGUGAAAGAAGUGACUGAAAUGAAUGAAUAAUUGCAGAUUCUGUGGUGUUAAGCAGUUUUAUAUAUACAGUAUGUAAAAAAACAAUGUCCACAUUAAUUGUACAGGAUGAGAUAUGUUAUCUUAUGCAAACAUAAUGUUAUUUGUAAAGUGUACAGCAAUUGUUUUGUUAUACAUUUUUGAAGUUUUUAUUAAAGUCACAAAGACUAAUCUGUGUAGAAAAAGUGUACAUAUAACCAAUUGGAUAAAUUAAAAUACAGUGAAAUGCAUGGUAGCUAUUAAGCACCACUGGAUAUAGUGGGUCUUACAUUUAUGUAAACAUGUAUAGGAUUGGGCCAUAAGUUUAUUCUUGUUUCAUUUUGUUUAUAAAACCUUUGUUCCUAGGCUUCUUAACAAAAGCUCAGUGCCAUAAGCUUCAUCUGUAAUAGUACAUGAAAACUAUUGCAGUCUAGCAUAUGUAUGAAAUCCACAAAACAAUAGCUUCCAAGGAAGGAGUGUCACAUUGACCAUAUUCAACUUCCCUCAGAAGAGGGAAGUGAACAAGCUUCCUUUGUCAUCCAUUAGUUGAUAUUCAGAAAAAAGAAGGGUAUACCUUUUAUGAUACAGAUACACAUUUACUCAAAAUCUUAAAAUCUGAGGGCAAUGUAUUGCAUUUUCCACAUAUCAGAUAAGUACAUUUCUAAUUUAUUCUCAUUUUUCUGAAGAACAGCAUUUUGUAAAAUAUUAUUUGUAUAAGAGUUGAUGAAAAGUAUUUUUUUUAAAAUAAAGUUAUAUUGACUAAGCCA